Seriola dumerili (greater amberjack) is the source of this 2974-nucleotide messenger RNA. Its product is annotated as histone-lysine N-methyltransferase PRDM9-like. The transcript is spliced from 2 exons. NCBI's taxonomy places the organism in Eukaryota, Metazoa, Chordata, Actinopteri, Carangiformes, Carangidae. The record is from RefSeq and is a predicted model, not a curated record. Gene Ontology annotation, cellular component: nucleus. The coding region runs from base 32 to 898 and encodes 288 amino acids.
UCCGCACUCCGCCGGUCUACACGCCGCCCCAAUGUCUAAAAUCGAGAUGCUGAGGGUGCUGAUUAACCAGCGGCUCACCGCGGCCGCAGAGGAGAUCUUCGGGGUGUUUGGGAGGACCAUAGCCGAGUACGAGGAGGAGAUCUCUCGCUCCAAGCUGGAGAUCGACCGCCAGCGCCGGCUGCUGGACCUCUCUAGGAAGCCGCAGAUAUCUCUGCAGGUCAGCAGCGCAGCCCUCUCUGAACAGCAGGAGUGGAGCUCCACUCUGGGCCUAAAUGAAACAAAGUCUCCUCAUAUCAAAGAGGAGGAGGAGGACGAGCUGUGGCCGGCUCAGCAGGAGGACGAGCUUCAGGCGACGGAGCAGAACGACGUCAAGUUCAUGUUGUUCCGUAGCGGCGGUGCGAGAAACGAGCAGGAUGACGACCACGUGACCCCCUCGCUCUCAAACUUCCGGAGCCAGGACCUGGAGGACUCAGAGCUUGACCCCCAGCCGGGGACCUCAGUCCAGCAGACCUGCUCUGAACUCGAUGAGGACGCUCCUGAAACUUCAGAGCUGGCUUCAGGUAACGGCCAGCUCGACUGUGUCGACCUGGAAGCUCCGCUGUCCGAGGUGGUGGACUCGUACAUUUGCACCAUUUGCGGCCGUGCGUUCGCUCAGCGAGGCCACUGGGCCAAACACGUGCAGGUGCACAGGAAAGUAGAGACCAAAGUCGACAAGUCGUACACGUGUGACAUUUGCGGCAAGAGACUGACGCGGUUUGACGGUUAUCAGAAACACUUGAGGAUCCACACGGGCGAGAAGCCGUACUGCUGCGAUGAGUGCGGCCGCAGAUUCAGCGACAACUCGAAUUACAAACGGCACAUUCGCACACACACAGGACAGAAAACACAGCAGAGCUGAGGCACAGCAGAGACACUAAUAUCUGACGGAGCACAGUAAAAGAUGUCAAACCUCCGUUAUAAGAAGUGGUAAAAAGCACAGCCAGGACAUGUCAAUGCUGACGUGGGUGCGUUUGAAAAUGUUUCUUUUAUUUGUCUCCAUUUUUGUCCCCCUCUGCACACUAAGCUGCUGUUUCAUCCCAUGACAAGAAACAUUUUAAAAAAUCUCUCCCGAGGAGAAGAAAUAUCAGCACACCAGUCUUGUGUUGUAGAGUGGGCGGGGAAACACUAAUUUAUGAUGAUCAGGUUUUUCAGGAAUAGAGGAAUAUCUGCUUUCACAGAGUCACCUCAGACUCUGACCCUUUAUUUUCAUGUGGAUACAUAAUGCUUUGAGUUAAUAACAUAUAACAGAUGACUGCACCGCUAUAAACUGGGACAAAUUAUGAAUAUAUGGGCGGCAGGGAGGUACAGUGGUUAGAGCUGUCGCCGCACAGCAAGAAGGUUCUGGGUUCAAACAAGUACCUGUGGCGGUAUCCUCCAGGUACUCUGGCUUCCUCCCUUAGUCCAAAGACAUGCAGGUUACUUGAUGACUCUAAAUCGCCUGUAGUUGUGAAUGUGAGCAUGAAUGGUUGUUUGUUUGUCUGUCUGUCCAGGGUGUACCUCGCCCUCGCCCAAUGUCAGGUCAUCAACAAAACACCCCAAUGCAAUGGAGAACAUGUGAGUGAGCAGACGCAUUUACAACAGAGCCCCGGGAAAUUCAAAGACAGACACAGAAAUGAAAUGAAAAUUAAACAAUAUAAAUUUAAAAAAGCUGAAUUAGAUCAGUAGAGUGUCAUCGGCCGUGUUCGUGUCAGCGAGCCAGAUGUGUAAAACUCUGUGCAAGUUCACGACUAAAGCACAAAGACUGAAAUAUGGAAAUUCACUUUGAUCACAUGGUUCUUAUAUAUAAAUGUAAGAGCCUGAUUACCACUCUUUAACUGGAUGUAGGCACUGAAGCCCGACCCAUACUGGAUUUUGAAGGCCAGUAAUGACAUUAAUAUAUAAAGAAAAAUAAGAUGGUAUAUCAGCUGUACUGAGCAGUACUGACAUUUUUUUUUUUUAAAAAAGGAUUCUGCCAUUAAACAAAAGAAGAGGAAUCACAGAAUUUUAAAUAAGUUUUCUUGCAUCAACAUUUCAAUGUGGACAGAUGAAUGGAGGGAAACUUUGGACAUGUGAGUGGAUUUUUCAUAUUUAUCCUCAUUAAUGUGAACAUGGACCUGGACAAGACAAGAAGAGACAUAUACAGUAUUUUUAUAUCUUAAAUAUAUUCUAACAGACAUUUAUGCAUUGGAGGAAACAGUGAUGUUGCAGUUUUUUAGAUGCAUCAAACUGAUGUUGACACAGGAGCAGUUUGCUGUCACUGUAGAUUCACCAGUGUUUGACUUGUGACCAAUACAUUUUUUAAUUUUUUGUUACUGGUAGCGAGGCAGUGCAGAGGUCUGUAGCACAAAUAUCAUGGUUUUGUUUAAAUCAGAACAUGGAAACAUAAAAGUCUGGAGUUUGUAUUCAGGAUGUCAGGAACAUUUGAAAACCAGUUCAGGAUGUCAACUCAAAUAAACCUGGCUUCCCAAGCAGUCAACAGUCAAUCAGUGUUGCUUUAACAAGACUGUACGACAGUUUACUUAAGUAAUAAAUGCACAUGAUAAAAAACAAAUUUUCAUGUUUAAACUGUUUUAUUUUACCAUGAUUAAAAAAUAAAAGGCUCCAUUAGACCAAUAACGUUUCACCUGAGGAAACAGUUUUGUUUCUGUUUCUACUGCCGUCAAUGUGCCUUUCCACAAAAUAUAUCAUCACUGCAAAAGCCAAAGCCAUCUGUGAUACCCGGAGUGUCUGUAAGUGACAAACUGUAGGGCUGCACAAUUAUUUCCAUAUUUUAUUAAAUCUGCCAAUUAUUGUGUCAGUUGAUUAAUUGUUAAUUUAUUCAGUUUAAUUUGUAGCCCCAGCCUACACAUCAUACCCUCCAGAUGUAAGAGAACAUGCUAGUUUGGUCAGAGACCCAGCAAAACAAAAAUCAUCAUCGUUUUUAUAUUUCUUCUAAUGAGAUUAGGAUUUUGACAUU